GAGAGAUAAAGACAGGAUAGAAGGAUACAGGCUGAUAGGGCUGCAGCAGACAGUGAGUUAGAGUGGAGAGGAAAAGGAGGAAGAGGAGCUGUAUCCUCUCUGAGGUCCCAAACUGUGUGAUCCUGCUGCAGCUUCUCCUCUGUCACUGACUGAUCCAGCGCAGAUGAUGUCAUCAGAGCACCUAGCCUGUGGUUGGCUUCAGCAGCUGUUCCUUGUUAUCCUGAAGCUUUGCCUCACUUUUGCUGGGCCUCUAUGGCCGAUCAAUGACACAGAAUGCACAGCCAAGGGUCCUUCCUCCUACAUCCUGGUCUUUACAGGUCACUGGAGCCCACAGGCCUUCCCAAAGCAGUAUCCACUGUUCCGGCCCCCAGCACAGUGGUCCAAACUUGUAGCGGUUAGCCACAAUCGCCAUUUUCGGCUCUGGGAGGAGGGUGCUCCAGCCAGUGCAGGGGUGCAGAACUUUUCAGAACUUGGGGUGACGGUGGAGCUGAUGAAGGCUGCCAAGGAGGCCAGGAAGAGACGUGCGGUCGGGGCCAUGUACAGAACAGCCGGCAUCCCUAAUGGCAUAGGGCACAGCUCCACAGAGUUGCUCAUGCAGCCGCGGAACUCAAUGCUGUCUGUUAUGGUGAAGUUGAUUCCCAGCCCUGACUGGUUUGUUGGUGUGGACAGCGUAAACCUUUGUGAAGGCGGACGGUGGAAACAGGAAGUGACUGUUGACCUUCAGCCUUAUGAUGCCGGGACUGACAGUGGAUUCACUUUCUCCUCUCCAAACUUUCCAACAAGUCCCCCGGAAAACAUCACAAAGAUCACAUCUCAGAUGCCAAACCAUCCAGCCAACUCCUUCUACUAUCCACGCUUAAAGGAGCUCCCGCCCAUCGCCAGUAUUAGGAUCACUCAACAGAGCAGAUCACCUGAUCAGCAAACCCUCAUGUCCAAUCAUAUUCUGCCAAAUGCAAUCAGUCCCCGGCGAUUCUCAGCAACACCCUUGGACUGUGAAGUUUCACUCUGGUCAUCCUGGGGUCUGUGUCUGGGUCCCUGCUCCAGAGGUGGUGUCCGCCACCGUACACGUUACAUUCUCCUGCGGCCAGCCAAUGCUGGCGUCCCCUGUCCUGAGCUAGAAGAACAGGCUGAAUGUGUACCACAUAGCUGCAUGAAACGCCAGUAACCUGCAGGGUGUGCAUGCUUGGAUACUGCCAGUAUUAAACACUGGGACUUUCAUGACUUAACUGCUGGACUGAUAAAUAAUGCUGCAGCUUGAGCAUUUCCUGAAAAUGUAAAUGAUUGUUGGGUUGUUGUUUUUUUCAGCCAAACUUUGAAAAUUUAAGACUUGAUGCGUUACGGGUUCUGUGUAGCCAUUUAGUAAUGCGUACAAUUUUGGGGUGCAUUCUUACCAGAGGUUUCUAGAGUGAUAUAAAUGAUGACUACCUGUAGAGGACAAUAAAGAAGAUUUCAGGAAAAUUAUCAUCUGACAAGAGCAGACAACAGCAUUGCACAGCUUGGGGGUAAGGUAACAUCAGGGAAAAUUGGCUUUUGGUAAGAAAUCUGUGUUUUCCAACAAAAUGUUUGAUUUUAAAAUCAACAAGAAAAAAGAAAAAACAAAGCAGUUUUAUAAAGCAAAGAAAAAAAAUCAGGGUAACUCCCCAAGGAAAGGCCUGAGCCAAGUUGCUAAGAUAAUCUUAGCUUGUUUCUUGGUGUUUGUUUAAAUAUAUAAAAUAUUGUGUAUAUAUAUUUGAUUUCAAUUGUGUCUAAGGGGGUGUGUCUCAGCUUGUAUUCAAGUCUCUGUGUCAUCAAAACAUGUUCAAUUAAAAUGGCAAUUAAUUGAAAAUGAAUUUAGAGUGCAUCAGAGAAACAUUUUAAAGUUUUCCCUAUUUGUUUCAGUUGCUGUUGAUGCAUAAUAAUAAAAAUAAGAAAAUUUUGCAUGGCAAAUUUGCCCCCCUUCAAAGACUUGCUACCAGUGUUAAUUUUGGCAGCUAUUUUAAUUUUAGUCUUAGUUUUAGUCUUUAAAUUAAAUGCAUUUUAGUUUCAGUCACAUUUUAGUCAUUUCUACCCUUU
Molecule: messenger RNA, 2052 nt
Organism: Cheilinus undulatus (humphead wrasse)
Lineage: Eukaryota; Metazoa; Chordata; Actinopteri; Labriformes; Labridae
Gene: spon2a
Product: spondin 2a, extracellular matrix protein
Exons: 6
Coding region: 164-1165 (333 amino acids)
Biological process (GO): cell adhesion
Cellular component (GO): extracellular matrix
Source: RefSeq, a predicted model, not a curated record